UAAAUUUAACCUAUUUGGUCUUUUUAAAACAAAUUUCGGUUUUUAUGUCAUUAUCAUAAAAAAUUCUUUUACAAAAUUAUAUUGUCCGAUUUUGUACACAAAACAACUUUGAGGUCUGUUAAUAACAUUAAAGCGAAAUGUAAAAUUAACAGAUGGCCGAACAAAAUAGCAAAUGGCAAAAAUAAACAAAAAGCAACAAAAAACAAACACAUAUUUUGAAACAAUUACAACAUUAAGACCAAGCUUUUAAAUUGGAAACCUUCAACGUGGUGACUGACGCAAACAACUGAAAAACCUCCAACAAUAUACAGCUGUAUUUUAUUAAAAUAAAAAGUAGAACAAAUCAACGUGGACAAUAACCAAAUCGAAAUCCAGGCAAAAUUCCAAACGGAACCUUAAUUGUAAAAAAAAUUGAAAGAAAUCAAAUCAACAGCAUAUUUUUAUGUCAACCAGCUUUGUUAUACGUCGAGCACAAGGCAAACACUUUAUUUAUUAUAUAUAUACACCAUAGCUUAUGCAAAAUUCGUGAUAUCUUCAAUAUAUUAUGCUUAUUAAUCGUGCGCUAUGCCAAAGUUGGUUAACACAGGUGACGUAAUAAAUAUAUGUUGUUAUUUUAGAUAUCGAUUUAAUUUUGGAUAUGGAGGGGCACGUUUUCAAGCAUGCCGACAGAGUCUCAAUGCACAAAGAUGUGGAUCGGGGCAGCCGGUGCGUCAUUUCCAUGUCCAGAAAGCCAGAUGGAGUAACAUUAAAUCACCUGUCGUUGCACCGUCUGGAGAUGCCAGUGGUCAUGUGCCAACGAGUAAUGUAAUUAAGGCAAUUGCAUUUACAGGCGCUUUCAGCCUCGGUUGCUUUGCAGGUGCCACAAUUGUUGAAUAUGAGAAUACGCGCAGCAUGAUCCUCUCGAAAGCGAAACAGGCGCGAUUUGGGUGGGUGCAAAGUCGCCCCUUGGUAGAACGUGAUAUUUGGUGGCAGUUAAAGAAUGAUAUAAAACGUUUCUGGGACUCCCUGUCGCCUGGUGAUAAAACCUUUGCACCACUCUUGGUUUGCAACCUGCUAGCAUUUGGAUUGUGGCGUGUUCCAUCGAUGAGGAAUAUGAUGAUGACAUACUUCACAUCAAACCCAGCCGCACGCAUUGUGUGCUGGCCCAUGUUCCUUUCCACAUUCAGCCAUUAUUCUGUCAUGCACAUUUUUGCCAAUAUGUAUGUGUUGCAUAGCUUUUCAAAUGCUGCCGUUUUAUCCAUGGGCAAGGAGCAAUUCAUGGCCGUCUACCUCAGCGCUGGCGUUUUCUCCAGCUUGAUGAGCGUGCUCUACAAAGCGGGCACGCGUCAGCCCGGCAUGUCGUUAGGAGCGUCUGGAGCCAUCAUGACCGUUCUGGCCUACGUUUGUGCACAAUACCCAGAUACACAGUUGAGCAUACUGUUCCUGCCAACUGUUACGUUCUCUGCCGGAGCUGCAAUUAAAGUCAUCAUGGGCAUCGACUUUGCCGGCUGCGUCAUGGGAUGGAAAUUCUUCGAUCAUGCGGCGCAUUUAGGUGGCGCCCUAUUUGGCAUCUUUUGGGCAAACUAUGGCGCCCAGGUGUGGGCGAAACGCAUUGGCUUACUAAAUUACUAUCACGAGCUGCGCCGAACGAAACAAAAAUAAUAUAAUAUUGGAUAAUCGACAAAGGAUCAUCAUCGUUCAGCCUUUGAGGCUCGUGUUAUCAUGUGUUAGGAGGUUGAAUAAAAUCCAUAAAUUAUAAUUUA
This is a messenger RNA of Drosophila hydei, 1742 nucleotides long. RefSeq names its product presenilins-associated rhomboid-like protein, mitochondrial (gene rho-7). Gene Ontology annotation, cellular component: membrane. The record is from RefSeq and is a predicted model, not a curated record. NCBI's taxonomy places the organism in Eukaryota, Metazoa, Arthropoda, Insecta, Diptera, Drosophilidae. Bases 565 to 1641 code for a protein of 358 amino acids. Gene Ontology annotation, molecular function: serine-type endopeptidase activity. The transcript is spliced from 6 exons.